Messenger RNA from Mytilus trossulus (common blue mussel), 4056 nucleotides. Its product is annotated as protein Wnt-6-like. NCBI's taxonomy places the organism in Eukaryota, Metazoa, Mollusca, Bivalvia, Mytilida, Mytilidae. Gene Ontology annotation, molecular function: cytokine activity; frizzled binding. The record is from RefSeq and is a predicted model, not a curated record. Gene Ontology annotation, cellular component: extracellular region. Gene Ontology annotation, biological process: cell fate commitment; canonical Wnt signaling pathway; multicellular organism development. The transcript is spliced from 5 exons. Bases 635 to 1843 code for a protein of 402 amino acids.
ACGAGAUUUGUCUAUAAACCGAACAUCAAAGCCAUCGUCUUUUUAAACUACUUUAGAAAAUGGCCUUCAAAAGGUCUCUGUUGCAUUUUAUUUCAUUUUAAAGUCGAAUUAGCAAAAAAAAUAACUUAAGAUUGGAUUAUUUACAUUUUGAAAUCAACGCCUUGAUGGAAAGUCGUGUAUUAUUAAAUUAAAGGGAUUUAAAUAGUUUAUAAACAAAAGAUUCAACAGCCGUCAUAAAAAUAAGGCUGAGUGAUCCGUGCGGUGAAAGGGAUGAAUUUGUGGAUUUGUUCCUCGGAAGGAUACUUUAUGAUGCGGUCAAGGAGAAAUGAUGGGUAUUAAUAUUGUACAAUAUAAUUACAGUGCACAGGAUUACAAUGAGAAAGUACCCGUAUGUCAUCAACGGAUAUGACUGCUCAGUUAUUAUUAUGGUUUUUGGUAAUAAUAAAUAAAAAAGUGGUAAAUUAAGGAGAUAAAAUAUGUGGAUCAGACAUUCGAAAAUAUGUGAAUUUGGUAUUUCCAGAUAAAUUUGGCAUACAGUUGAUGUGUUUUGACUAACAUAAUUGGAUUCAAAAUAGUCAGACAGUGUUAUUAAGUUUUUUGUUUGUAUUUCGUAACAUUCAUCUACAACUUCUCUAUGCAAAUCAGUUAUUAUUGGAAAGUACUAAGUCAUCCUAGAAGAACACUCAUUAAGAGGGCGGAAUCUUUCCGGAAAUGCGUCUAUUUUACAACUGAAAUCAAUUUCAAUGUACGUUUGAUAACGUUAUUUAAAAAACUAGUGCAAAAAAUUUCAAACAGGAUUUUUGACCUUAACAUGCAAGUACAACGAAUAUUGGUACUGUUAUAUUUUUUCCUACUGUUUCCAGCGAAUAUAAUUGGUUUGUGGUGGGCAGUCGGCAGUCCUUUAGUUAUGGACCCCAACAGUAUUUGUAGAAAGAGCAGACGAUUAGCAGGAAAACAGCGGGAAAUUUGCCGGAAGGAGAUAGAAAUUGUAGAGGAAGUAGCUAACGGUGCCAAAAUAGCCUUGGCAGAAUGCCAGUACCAGUUUAGACAUAGAAAAUGGAAUUGUACGACGGCUAAAAGGUCUCUAGAUAGAGUUAUACGACAAGAUACGAGAGAAUCGGCGUUUGUUUAUGGCAUUACAGCAGCUGGAGUUGUAUAUUCAGUAACAGAAGCUUGUAAUAUGGGACAUCUCUUACAAUGCACGUGUGAUAAUCACGUGCAAGAUAUAACAACAGAUGGCGAAUGGGAAUGGGGAGGGUGUGGGGAUAAUGUAGAGUAUGGAUAUAAGAAAAGUAAAGAAUUUAUGGAUGCUCGUAAGAAAAAGCGCCGUGGUGAUCUAACAACAAGAAUUCAACUCCACAAUAAUGACGCUGGAAGAUUGACAGUUAAAAACCAUAUGCGAACGGAAUGCAAGUGUCAUGGACUCUCUGGAUCGUGUACGUUAAAGACUUGCUGGCGAAAAAUGCCAAUUUUCCGUCACGUGGGUAUCAUAUUGAAGCAGAAAUUCGACGGAGCUAUACAAGUUCAAAGUUCAAAUGACGGGAAACGUUUAGAGACCGUAUUAGAUACAUUAAAACCGCCAGCCAAAGCAGAUAUUGUUUAUUCUGAAAAAUCCCCUUUAUUUUGUAAAAGGAAUAGAAAAAUUGGCUCCCUAGGGACUAAAGGUCGGGAGUGUAUUCCCGACUCAAUGGGAGUAGGUGGUUGUGAUUUAUUAUGCUGUCAAAGAGGUUACUCUACGCAUAAAAUGACAAUACGGGAUAACUGUAAAUGUAGAUUUAUUUGGUGUUGUGAUGUGCGUUGUGAGACUUGUAUGCGAGAGAAAACAAUAUACCGUUGUUUAUAGUAAAUUAUUUCUAUUGACGAUUGGAUAUAGCUUCAAGCAUCUUAUAGAAACUUUGUAUGACUAUAAGUGUACCAUUUUGACCUGUCAGAGUUGUUUCUUUUCCAAUAGUGGAAAUCAUUUUAAAAUACACCGGUCGUGAUAUUGGUCACAGAAGUACUUUACCUAUCACGUAAAACAUCUAAAUGAGGAUGUGGUGAAAAAGUUUAAUUUAAACCAAUCGUAUGAAAAGACAAAAUGGCCUCACUAUGUUUUAUGCAUGAAUAGCCAAUCAAAUGACAGACAACAUUGUUGUCAAACAUGAAAUGACAAUUGAUACAAAUUGCUGUAAUUAUUGUUAUGUGUAUAUUUAUAUUAACAAAGUGGAUUCGUUGACAAUUUUUCCUAGUAACAUAUUAUAGUAUUGAAAUAUUUCAUAUAAUGAAGAUUGCAAAAUACUAAAAAACCUAUGUCUUCUUUUUCAAUUUUCGAACAGAAACAAAUAUUUUGCUACUUUUGUUUGUAAUCAUUUAACAGGGGCCAUUUCAGCUGUAUCUGUAAGUGGCCAAAGAGAUAUAUUAUCUAAUGCUUAUGUUUAAUUACAGACGAUAGAAACUUAUUGAACGAAAAAAAUAUUUCAGAACACAUUAAUAAAUGCUUAAAAUUUAAACAUAUAGGGAGAACUAUCCACACAAACCCCAAUCUCCUUCAGACAUAAGUUAAAAGUGUCAACUGGUCUUCAAAUGAAUAAAAUUCUUUAUGCAAUGGAGUACUACUUCUUAAAAGAAAAGAAAAUUGCUACUUAAAUUUUACAUAACACAAUUGACAAUUUGAAUACAACAAUUUUAUGUAUAUCAGUGCAAAAUUCACGAACUUUUGUCGUAGAUAUGAAACCAAUCAUGUCUUUUGAAAAAAUAAAGAAAGAGUCAACAGUACCAAUGAAAACGUGUAGACCAUCCGAGGACAGACUACACUUAUGUCAAUGCAUAUUUUCCUAGUUGGUUUAACAAUUAAUUAUUUCUUUUGGCUGCAUUUUAUUUUGUUAGCAGUUCAAAUCAUUUGUUUUAUAGUGUACUUCGCAACAUGUCUAUAUUUAAAAUGUAAUAUUGUUUAAAAAAUCUGAAAUGUAUAACAUGUUUAACAUCAAUUUUAUUUACAUGUAAAUGUCUGAACUACAGAUCAAUGCAGAUGCAACUUUCCAUAAAGACUCAAAUGCACUGACUGGGGUUAUUUUUUCUAUGAUAUUUUACUUCCCUAUUUGAAUGAAGAUUUAAUGUGUCAGAUAAUACCUUCUAGACUGAAUCCCCUUCCAUUAUGAUUAAUAUAUAGAUGUAUCGUAUAACUAUGACGCGAGUGCGUUUAAUAUUUUACAUAUCAACUGACGAUAUCAGAGACGAUCUUUAAAAUUUAAUGUUUGUAUUUAUGUUCUCAAAAUAUUUCUAUUUGUCCAUUAAAAAUUAAAAACUGAACAUUUUAUGAUUCUAGUUUUUUUUUAAUAUUAUUUAAGCUCAAAAUCAGUAAUUUGCCUGACCAUAAGAAACUUGUCAAUACCAAUUUUUUUAUCAAUACAGAGAGAGUGUGGUUUUGUGUCAAGCGAGAGUGAAAAAAAGUGAUUAAACUUAACAAUUAAAUAAGUUUACCUUUAAAAAUGCUUAGUUGUUUCACAUAUUGUCAUGCCGUGGCCUUAUAUAGUAUAAUUUGUUGUUAGGUUUGGUAAAUUGUUGAAGUCUGUUCGGCGAACAAUGGUGGCUUCAAUCCACGUCCUGUGGUAUAUCAUGGAUAAACAUAUCACUGCUUCAAAUUACAUCUCCUUAUUUUUUAUAUUAAUUUGAGUCAUUCUAAAAUCCUGAUGUGUUUCAUUUUCACUUCUAAAUUUGAAUGCCAAUUUUAUUUUAAAACAAAUGCAUGACAAACAUAAAUAUUAUUAAUAAAUUUACAUUUGGUGCCUAACAAUAACGCCGGUGUUUGAAAAUUGUAUUUGCCUUUAAGUGAUUGAAUGGAUCGUCUAAUUUUGUGGAAUAUUUCGUCUGCAUUUAUCUGUAGAUUUUUUAUGAAAUUGUGAUGAUGUGAUGAUAAGUCUUCCAGCUUUUAUACUUGUAAUUUAAUAAUUAGGUGAGUUUUAUUUGUUUGUACAGUAUUUUUGUAAAAAUAUGGAUAUUUCUAAAAAGCUACAAAACUGUAAAUGUUCAUAUGUGCAUUGUUUAGGUCCAUUAAAAUCUUAUUUUUUUCAAAUCUUA